AUGGAGAAAAGAUCAAGUACGACAUUCGUACAUGAAGUUGAGGUGAGAAAAGGGCCGUGGACGAUGGAAGAAGACUUGAUUCUUAUCAACUACAUCGCCGAUCAUGGUGAAGGUGUUUGGAACACGCUUGCCAAAUCCGCAGGUCUCAAAAGAACCGGGAAGAGUUGUAGGCUUCGAUGGUUGAACUAUCUUCGACCAGAUGUGAGAAGGGGUAAUAUUACACCCGAAGAACAACUUUUAAUUAUGGAGCUUCAUGCCAAAUGGGGAAACCGGUGGUCAAAAAUUGCAAAAUAUUUGCCGGGAAGAACAGAUAACGAGAUAAAAAAUUACUGGAGGACCAGAAUUCAGAAACAUGUUAAACAAGUCAAUACUUACGAUGGACAAACUUCUUCAAUGCAAAACAAUCAGGGGAAUAUGUUCUCGACACAAACAUGCACAGGUGUAAAUCCAAUGGACUUAUCGCAUUAUCCUCCAUGCGACAACCCUAUGAGCUAUUCGGGUUCUUUUGCCCCCGAAACAAACGAGAACCCAUGGAGUAUGGAAGAUUUAUGGUCAUUGCAAGUGCUAAGUAAUGAUUGA
This is a messenger RNA of Erigeron canadensis, 579 nucleotides long. Its product is annotated as MYB-like transcription factor EOBII. Gene Ontology annotation, biological process: regulation of DNA-templated transcription. NCBI's taxonomy places the organism in Eukaryota, Viridiplantae, Streptophyta, Magnoliopsida, Asterales, Asteraceae. The coding region runs from base 1 to 579 and encodes 192 amino acids. The record is from RefSeq and is a predicted model, not a curated record. The transcript has 3 exons. Gene Ontology annotation, molecular function: DNA-binding transcription factor activity; sequence-specific DNA binding. Gene Ontology annotation, cellular component: nucleus.